Amaranthus tricolor (Joseph's coat) is the source of this 2408-nucleotide messenger RNA. Its product is annotated as WD repeat-containing protein 26 homolog. NCBI's taxonomy places the organism in Eukaryota, Viridiplantae, Streptophyta, Magnoliopsida, Caryophyllales, Amaranthaceae. The record is from RefSeq and is a predicted model, not a curated record. Gene Ontology annotation, molecular function: protein binding. The transcript has 5 exons. Bases 498 to 2243 code for a protein of 581 amino acids.
UUAUUUUAUGUCAUUUAUAGAUUUAGAUAUCUACCUCACACAAGUGACUUCAAGCCAAUUAUCCAAAAUGAAACACACACAAAAGUUCACAUUUUUGUUUUGGCAUUGAGAAUACAAGAAAUACAACUAUACAAGUUACAUACAUACAUUUGCAAAGAAGAACAAAGCAAACCCUCAUCCUUUGAUCUAUCGUGUCUUUCUCUCCUUGUCUCUGCUUCUCCCUAGGUUGGUUGUUUGCUUUUUCUUAUAAUAAAAAUAAUUAACAAUCACUUCUUUAGAAACCCCCAAAACUUUCAAAACAAUAAUAUUGUCUUCCCAUUUGCCGAUUCUUUGUUCAAUUUACCCAUCUCCUUGAUCCCUCAAUUUAUUGAUUCAAUUGUGAAUUUGUUACUGGGUUGGAUUUAUUUCAUUUCUUGAUUGGGGUAACAAGUUUGCAACAACGUUUGGUCCAAAUAGGUUGUACGUCAGGUUUAUGUAUGGGCUGACUUGUGCUUUUCAUGGGAGGUGAAGAGAAUGGACAACCACCCUCAAAGCGGCUGAGAUUAUCUUGUUCAGGAUCAAGCAGUCUUUCAAGUGGCUUAACAGCUGAAGAAACCGUUGCUGCUGGCUCUUUGAGGGAUUUGAUGGCCCGACCGAUACAAUGCCAAGGGGAAGAAGAAGUGAUUGGUUCAAGAGGUGUUAUAAAAAAGCUCGAAUUUGUUCGACUAAUAGCUAGUGCAUUAUAUGCGCUCGGUUAUGAACGUAGUGGUGCGUGUCUUGAGGAAGAAUCUGGUAUACCAUUGCACUCAACAUCAGUAAAUCUGCUUAUGCAGCAUGUUCUUAAUGGGAAUUGGAAUGAAAGUGUUUUGAUGUUGCAAAACAUUGGUUUAGAUGAUCUGAUUAUACUAAAAUCAGCCAAGUUUUUGAUCUUGGAACAAAAGUUUUUUGAGCUUUUAGAUGAUGGAAAAACAAUGGAAGCUUUAAAUACAUUGAGGACUGAAAUUUCACCUCUACAAAUUAAGACAAGUAGAGUACAUGAACUUUCUUCUUCUAUUCUUUACCACCCGCAGAGUCAAAAGGGCUUUGUUCCGAAGGACUCACUGAAAGCCAAAAUGCGCUCCGAAGUUCUUGAUGAACUGCAGAAACUGCUUCCUCCAGCAAUAAUGGUACCUGCUAGAAGACUGGAAUCUCUUGUGGAACAGGCCUUGAAUUUGCAGCGUGGGGCCUGCAUAUUUCACAACUCUUCAGACUCGGAGAUGUCAUUGUAUGCUGACCAUCAUUGUGGACGAGAUAAUAUUCCUAGUCGUACUUUGCAGAUUUUAGAAGGGCACAAAGAUGAAGUGUGGUUCUUGCAAUUUUCUCAUAAUGGGAGAUAUUUGGCAUCUGCAUCUAAUGAUCGGUCAGCCAUUAUAUGGGAGGUAGGUGUCAGUGGUGAGCUUUCUCUUAAGCAUCGAUUAUGUGGCCACCAAAGAGCAGUUUCUCAAGUUGCAUGGAGCACAGAUGAUCAACAACUUCUCACCUGUGGAAUGGAAGAAAAUGUACGUCGGUGGGAUGUUUUAUCAGGCGAAUGCUUUCAAGUAUAUGAGAAGGCUGGUAUUUCUGUCAUCUCCUGUGCAUGGUCUCCUGAUGGGGAGUCUGUGUUUGCUGGCUUUUCGGAUAAAAGCAUAGGCAUGUGGGAUCUGAAUGGGAAACAGUUGGAGUGUUGGAAGGGACAACAUACACAAAAAAUUUCAGACCUGGAGAUAACACGUGAUGGCAAGCAAAUCAUAAGCAUGUGCAGAGAAACAUCGAUAUUAUUGUUGGAUAGAGAAUCCAAAACGGAGAAGUUAAUUGAGGAGGAUCAAGUAAUAACUUCAUUCUCCCUCUCGAACGAUGGAAAAUUUUUACUCGUAAAUCUUCUUGAUCAGGAAAUCCAUCUGUGGACCAUUGAUGGUGAUGUUAAGCUCGUUACCAAGUACGAAGGCCAUAAACGGUCCAGGUUUGUAGUUAGAUCUUGCUUUGGUGGGCUUGAACAAUCUUUCAUAGCCAGUGGGAGUGAGGACUCACAGGUUUAUAUCUGGCACCGAAGUUCUGGGAAGCUUGUCGAUAUUUUGCCAGGUCAUUCUGGAGCUGUCAACUGUGUGAGCUGGAAUCCCGUAAACCACCACAUGCUAGCAACUGCUAGUGAUGACCGUACAAUACGGAUAUGGGGCUUGAAUGGGGCGAAUAUCAGGCGAAAGGUUUCGCAAAGCAAUGGCGUUCAUCAAUGCAAUGGAAAAUUAUGAAAGCAUUUCCUACACGGAGCCAUUGGAAACAAACAAGGCAUGCGUCUUCGAAUUUAUUUCUACAUCAUUGCUUUCAUGUAAAUUUUCGUUAGACUCGUCUCAAGUGAAUAUUCAUGCUGAUAAAAUUAUGACUUAACCUUUUAUUAUGACAUUUGUUUUGGCAUC